UUGUACUUAACAAAUUAAACUAAAAGAUAAUGGAAGGGUUUGAGGAAGAAUUAGAAGAGCCUGUGAGUCCUACAGGACAAUAUUUGAAUAGCUCCUCAUUGUGUGUAUACAUUCUUGGUAUGAUAAAUUUUGAAGUUCCAAUAGAUGACAUACCAGCACUGUCACUUCUUCAAGAAAAAUUCAUUCCCACGAACACACGUUUCUCCUCCAUCAUGAUUGAAGACAAAAACGGAGAGAAAAAAUGGAAGAAAGUUGAAGUAAAAUUAGAAGAACAUGUUAAAACUCCUAUAUUUCCAAGUAGCAAAUCAUCACUCUAUGAUGAACAUUUUGAUGAGUAUAUGUCAAAACUAGCAAUGGAACGUUUACCAGAAGAUAGACCACUUUGGGAAGUUCACCUUAUUAAGUACCCUACAAAAAAUGCAGCUGGUAGUGCAAUACUCAAACUUCAUCAUGCACUUGGAGAUGGUUACUCUCUCAUGGGUGCUCUUCUUUCAUGUUUUGUAAGAGUUGACAAUCCCUCUCUUCCAUUCACACUCCCUUCAACUCAAACACCUAAAUCAAUUUUCAACAAUAAAGACGUUUUUAAGAAUUAUAUUUUCUCUAUUUUCUCCAAUGUAUUUAACACUAUAUCGGAUUUUGGAUGGAGUGUUUUAAAAAGUAGUUUGGUUAAAGAUGAUUUUACACCAAUAAAGUCUAAUGCAAAUGAUACUAAGCUUCUACAAAUUACCGUAUCAAGUAUCUCGGUCACUAUGGAUCACAUCAAAGAAAUAAAAUCAAGACUUGGAGUGAGCAUAAAUGAUGUGCUUGUUGGCAUAAUUUUCCUUGGAAUUCGGUUAUAUAUGCAAGAAAUGAAUAAAGAUUCAAGCAAAUAUAAGUCGACAGCAUUGGUGUUGAUGAAUACAAGAAGUAUCAAAGGUUAUAAGUCAAUUAAGGAGAUGGUUGACAAGAACAAUAAGAAUGGUCCUUGGGGAAAUCAAUUUGCAUUUUUGCAUACUCCAAUUCCAGAGCUAAAUGAUACAAAAAUUGAAAAUCCACUUGAGUUUAUAUUGGAAGCUCAUGAAGAGAUUAAUAGGAAGAAAAAUUCUUUGGGUGCACCUCUAACUGGCUUGCUUUUAAAUGUUAUGAAGAAAUUGAGAGGCCCAGAGGCUUCAGCUAGAUAUAUAUACAACACUAUAGGAAAUUCAAGCCUAACAAUUUCCAAUUUAGUUGGACCAAUGGAGCAAAUGACUGUGGCUAACUAUCGAGUAAAUAGUAUAUACCAUAUUGUUACAGGUGUACCAAAUAGUAUAUCUGUAUCAAUCUUAAGCUAUAUGGGAAUGUUAAGAAUUACAUUUGCAUUGGAGAAAGACUUUUUCGACAAAGAAAAAUUCAUGUCGUGCAUUGAGAAAUCUCUUCAAUUGAUUGAAUACAGCAGCAAAAGAGAUGUCACAAUAAAAUCAAAGGAAACUUAGUUCCACUACAUUCUUAAAGAAACCAUAUAAGGUUUAUACAAUUGUAAUGUUUAUGUGUGCUAUGUAUGUUUUUUAUUUUAAAUUAGACUUUAAAUGUGUGGUGGAUAAGUUAUAUAGUUUUAACGAGGAUAUGUUUGAAUUAGGUGCUAUUUUAUUUAUAUUUAUCUGAUUUAAAAAAAUUUAUUGUUGACUUUGUUCGAAAACA
Cicer arietinum (chickpea) is the source of this 1656-nucleotide messenger RNA. Its product is annotated as wax ester synthase/diacylglycerol acyltransferase 4-like. NCBI's taxonomy places the organism in Eukaryota, Viridiplantae, Streptophyta, Magnoliopsida, Fabales, Fabaceae. The record is from RefSeq and is a predicted model, not a curated record. Gene Ontology annotation, biological process: triglyceride biosynthetic process. Gene Ontology annotation, molecular function: diacylglycerol O-acyltransferase activity. Gene Ontology annotation, cellular component: plasma membrane.